Messenger RNA from Knipowitschia caucasica, 1032 nucleotides. The record is from the annotation of a GenBank genome assembly. Lineage: Eukaryota; Metazoa; Chordata; Actinopteri; Gobiiformes; Gobiidae.
AUGGAAGUCGUAAAUCAGUUGGUGGCCCAGGGCCAGUUCAGAGUCAUCAAAGUCCCUCUGGGCUUCAUCAAGGUCCUACAGUGGUUUUUUGCAAUCUUUGCCUUCUCCACCUGCGGCAGUUACUCUGGAAUGUUCCGGAUGGCUGUGGAGUGUAAGAACCGCACAGACAGUGACCUGAGUAUCGAAGUGGAGUUUGAAUAUCCGUUCAGACUGCACCAGGUGUACUUCGAUGCCCCCACCUGCCAGGGAAAGACCACAGAGCGAUAUUUCCUGGUGGGAGAUUAUUCCUCUUCAGCUGAGUUCUUUGUGACGAUCGGAGUGUUCGCCUUCCUCUAUGCCACAGCUGCUCUCAGCGUUUAUGUUUUCUUCUAUGAAAAGUACAAAGAAAACAACAAAGGACCCCUCAUCGAUCUGGGAGUGACUGCAUUCUUCACCUUCAUGUGGCUGGUGUCCUCUGCAGCCUGGGCAAAGGGUUUGUCUGAUGUGAAAACUGCCACAGACCCAGAGAAGGUGGUGACUCUGAUCCAGGCCUGUGACACUGAAGGCAACCGCUGCAAAGAAGUGCACGACCCCGUCAUGUCCGGACUCAACACCUCUGUGGCUUUUGGCUUCAUAAACCUGGUGUUGUGGGCUGGAAACCUCUGGUUCGUGUUCAAGGAGACUGGAAUCAUUGCCCCAUUCAUGAGAGCUCCUCCUCCUGAGACCAAACCAGCCCCAGACGCAUACGGCCAACAGGGAGCGUAUGAGCAGGACCCCUAUGCCUCAGGACAGGGGGGCUACCAACCUGAUUACAACCAGGAUGCAGAAUGUGAGCCUAAUAUUUACACAGACAGAAGGCGUUGCACUGAAGAAGCAUCUUCAGGCCGCAGCCUGCUCUUCUCUCUGUUCUGUCAGUCGCUGAGGGUUUUGGGGGGGUGGGGUUUGGGGUUCGGGGUGUGGGAGGGGAAUGGGGAGGGCUUCCAGCGUGUGUGGUGUACGGCGGUGGUUUUCGGGGACGUGGUGCAUGGUGCUGUGUUUCUGCUCGUGUUGUAA